Messenger RNA from Coturnix japonica (Japanese quail), 951 nucleotides. The record is from RefSeq and is a predicted model, not a curated record. Lineage: Eukaryota; Metazoa; Chordata; Aves; Galliformes; Phasianidae.
AUGCCGGUCCUGGUGCUCCUGGCGCUGUGCAUCGCCCUUACGGACACCCUGACCGCCUUCCCCCCAAAGUUUCUGGUGGGGAACCUGAACGAGGACGUGGUGGUGAAAUGCAACACCUCGAGGCAGGAGGUGAAAUGGACACAGAACGGGGAGCCGGAGCCCAUGGCUGAGCUCGUGGAGAACGGACGGAAUCUCACCAUCCUCGGCUUGGACCUGCCGGCCACCGGCAACUACAGCUGCUGGGCCGGGGGCGUCCUGCUGGACAGCACCUACGUGGUGGUCGGGGACAGCGGAGAGGGGGGCAGGGCCGCCUCCUGCCGGGCCGACUCCUACCUCGGCUCCUUCCGCUGCUCCUGGAAGGGGCCCCGCUCCGCCGUGUUCCGCGCCCGCCUCACACGCAGGUGGGUAUCGCAGCCCCCGGCCCCGGCCCCGCCGGCUCCCCGCGCUCACUCCGCCUUCCCGCACAGCGACGGCUCCGUCGGGCUCUGGGUGCCCGCAGCCGGGCACGGCGGGCGGUUCAGCGCCAACUUCACGGAUCCGUCCUUCUGCCCCUUCGCGGAGGAGCUGCGGCCGCUGCAGCUGAGCUUCGAGGGGAUCUCAGACACCUCCUUCCUCAGCUUCUCCAUCCACUUCUUUGUCCGUGACAUCGUGCGACCCGACGCCCCGCAGGCGCUGACCGCGCACCUUCACGAGGGGCAGCUCCACUUGGCCUGGGCCCCCCCGGCCUCAUGGCCGCUCCCCAGGUCCUACUUUGCUCUUCUCUACUGGCUGCAGUACGAGCUCCCCAACGGCACCCAGGUUGACACAUUUGUGGAGGGCACAGAGCAGACGAGGCUGCGGGAGCGUGUGCGGAGGGUCCGCAUCAGCUGCCAGGACCCCUACAGCAACUCCUCGUGGAGCCCCUGGAGCGGGUGGAGGGAGGUGGGCACAGCCGGGCUGCGGCGGGGCUGA